ACGACGACGACGACGACGACGGCCGGGGCCCUGCGGCGGGAGCUCACCUGCUCCGUCUGCCUCGAGCUCUUCCGCCAGCCCGUCAUCCUGGGCUGCGGACACAGCUUCUGCCGCGCCUGCAUCGGCCGCGUGUGGGAGAGCCGGGAGCGGCAGCGGCGGCUGGUGCAGACCUUCCCAGCUCAAAGCUUCACCAAGAACUUCCUGGCUGCCAACCUGGUGGAGCGGCUGCGGGAGGCGAAGACCGUUCCCCGCACGCCCAGCGUGGCGUGGCCAAGGCAGUGCCGCGAGCACGACAAGCCCCUCACCAUCUACUGCGCCACUGACCAGCAGCUCAUCUGUGACCUGUGUAGGACGUCCAAGGCACACCGGAGUUGUGAUAUUCUACUCGUCCAGGAACUAACUGAUGAGUACCCGCAGAAGAAGAGAAGGAAAGAGCUGAAGGAGAAGAUUGAGAAGGAGUUUGCGAAGAUGAUUGAGUUUCUGAUCGAGCAGCGGGAGAUGCUGCUGAUGCAGCUGGAAGAGGAGGAGAAGGUGGCAUUGGCCGAGAUGGAGGCCGGGGAGAUGGACCUGGCGGCCACCAUCGUGGAGCUGGAGAAAUCCAUCGCCUACAUCCAGAGCAAGCUGCGCAAGUCCGUCUCCCUGGAGGAAAUGCUGGACACAAUUUCUCAGCCUAUUCCCCGGCUGGGGAAGACCACCCUGAUGAAGUUGAACCCAAGAUGGGAGACGUUCACCGGACCCCUGCAGCUGAUCGUUUGGAAGCGGAUGCAGGAUAUCAUAAACCCAGUGCCGGAGAACCUGCGCUUCAACAUGGCCAGCGCCCACCCCAACCUGCGCUUCAACAGCGACUGCACCUCGGUGGAGUCCUCGUCGUCCCGGGGCCCGGCGGCCGACAACCCCAAGCGCUUCGGCUCCUUCCACGCUGUGCUGGCCACCGCCCGCUUCUCCUCGGGCCGCCACUACUGGGAGGUGGAGGUGGGGGCCUCGCCGGCCUGGUACCUGGGCCUGACCUGCGUGCACAGCGCCCGCAAGGGCUACGUCAAGCUGCGGCCCUCCAAGGGCUACUGGAGCAUCUGCAAGCUGCUGCUGUACCUGAUGAACAACGAGCGCCAGAGGCCCCUGCACGUCGCCUCCGCCCUCUCCCGGGUGGGGGUCUACCUCGACUUCGAGGCCGGCCUGGUCUCCUUCUACGACGCAUGCGGCAUGGCCCUCCUCUGUACCUUCAGCACCGCCUUCCGCUGCCCCGUGGUGCCUUUCUUCAGCCCCAGCCGUGGUGUGGACAGCAUUCUGAAACUGCGACACUUCUGA
Messenger RNA from Amblyraja radiata (thorny skate), 1305 nucleotides. It is a transcript of the gene trim47, whose product is annotated as tripartite motif containing 47. Gene Ontology annotation, molecular function: protein binding; zinc ion binding. The annotation marks the transcript as partial. Lineage: Eukaryota; Metazoa; Chordata; Chondrichthyes; Rajiformes; Rajidae. The transcript is spliced from 7 exons. The record is from RefSeq and is a predicted model, not a curated record.